This is a messenger RNA of Fusarium graminearum PH-1, 723 nucleotides long. RefSeq lists its product as uncharacterized. Bases 1 to 723 code for a protein of 240 amino acids. The transcript has a single exon. The record is from RefSeq and is a predicted model, not a curated record. Lineage: Eukaryota; Fungi; Ascomycota; Sordariomycetes; Hypocreales; Nectriaceae.
AUGGCAGGGUGCUCCAAGAUCUUGCUCGCCGCCCGUUCUGACAUGUCCGAGGUUGAAGUGGCGAUUAAGAACGCCGCCAGGGAGGCAAACAGGCCUGAGCCUCUUGUCCAUACUAUCAAGCUGGAUGUAACAUCUGAAUUGUCAGUAAAGGCCGCCGCGGAAACCGCCAAAGACGUGCUUGGCGGCAGCCUCGACAUCUUGAUCAACAACGCCGGUUAUCUCGAGGAGUGGAUCCCUAUCACCGAGUCUAACCCGGAGGAAUGGUGGCGGACUUGGGAGGUCACCAUUAAAGGAACUUACCUUUCAUCACGCUACUUCAUCCCGUUAAUUAUAAACUCAACCACCAAGACAGUCAUCAAUGUCACAAGUGCUGGUGCGCAAAUGGUUUCCCCCGGAGCAUCAGCUUAUCAAACCAGCAAGUUUGCUCUUUGCCGUUUCAACGAAUUUAUCGACAUGGAAUACUCCCAGCAGGGAGUUAUCGCCAUCUCAAUCCACCCGGGUGGAAUCAAGACUGAGCUGGCUUCGAACCUGCCCGAGGUAUUUCAUUCACAUCUGGACGACAAAGUCGAGUUACCAGCCGAUACUAUUGUGUGGCUAUCUAGUGGGCGACAGCACUGGCUUUCUGGCAGAUUUAUCAAUGCGAAUUGGGACAUGGAGGAAUUACUAGGGAAGAAGGAGGAAAUUGUAAAUAGAAACCUCCUUAAGUUUCGUAUGUUGAUUUAA